CGGACAACUUUCAAAGACGUCCGCUAAGAGUCACGCCCAGAAGUAGAUUUCAAGUGAACUCACGUGUACAACAUGAAAAACACAAAAAACUUUAACCAUGGUUCCAAAAAAGGCAAAUUUAAGCCAGGAUCCAAGACAAGAGAAAAUAAAUGCGUCGUAACGUUUAACGAUAAAGACAGACAAGAGUUUCUUGCUGGAUUCCAUAAGCGGAAGUUGGAAAGGAGAAAAGCAGCAGUGGAAGAAAUAAAAAAGAAAAUCAAGGAAGAGCAGAAAAGAGUCAGAGAUGAACGGCAUAAGGAAUAUGUAAAGAUGCUAAAGGAAAGGCAGGAAGCUCUUGCCGACACUGAGGAUGCUCUGGAAGAUGCAAUAACCAGUACAACAGAAUCUGUGCAGUAUGAUCACCCAAACCACACAGUUACUGUGACAACUAUUAGUGAUCUUGACCUCUCGGGGGCUCACGUGCUUGGAUCUACUGCAAAUCAGUCUGAAGAAGACAAAGAGGAUGAAGACAGGGGGGAAGAUGAAGAAGAGAAAGUGCAUCCUAUGCCAAAGAAAGCUGGGAAUCCAAUUGUUAACAAAAAGAUCCGCUCCCUUACAGCAGCACUCAACACUUACACGUGUAAGCGGAAGAGGAAAGGGAAGCAGGAAGGCAGAGGUGGACGUGGACGUUCAACAGACAAGAGACCUGGUGGUGUCACAGAACGUAAACACACAGGCAGAAGGACCAGCAAGGCGCAGAGACGGCGACAGACUGGGAAGAAGAUGCAUCACCGGGACUGAGAGUCUUUAUGAACCUUAUGUGAGGUUCAGCUUUUGAAAAUAACUUGAGUUUGUGUUUCAGGUGAACAAAGUGGACUUUGGAGUAUUUAUGCUUCAGUGUUGGAGGAUGUUUGUAAGCUGAGAAGUUUGUAAAAUGAAGAUGAUGUCAAUACUUGAUUGGCUACUCCCUCUUUGACACGACUAAUUUCCAAAGUGCCAACCUCUUGCAACACCAUGCACAAAUGUGUAGAUUUCUCAACUCUUUUUUUUAUAGUGUUUUUCUUUAACUACUACACAAAGUUUACUGUAUAUACCUACAUUUCAUUAAACUAAAUGAUAAUA
This is a messenger RNA of Melanotaenia boesemani (Boeseman's rainbowfish), 1101 nucleotides long. It is a transcript of the gene nol12, whose product is annotated as nucleolar protein 12. Gene Ontology annotation, cellular component: nucleolus. The record is from RefSeq and is a predicted model, not a curated record. The coding region runs from base 73 to 780 and encodes 235 amino acids. Gene Ontology annotation, molecular function: RNA binding. The transcript is spliced from 6 exons. Lineage: Eukaryota; Metazoa; Chordata; Actinopteri; Atheriniformes; Melanotaeniidae.